GUUUUGGCUUUGUGCGGUAGUGUGGAGUGUGGACCCGGCUUUAUACUUGCGCCAUUCUACAAACAAAAAUAGGGUGUUAUCUUGUUAUUUUUUCUGUAACCGCCCACGUCAUAAUAUUUAUGCCCAUAUCUCAUUAAAACAUUUCAAAUCUUAAAACAUUACUCUUCCAUUAUCUAUUUGAACUAGGUGUAAAAAUCGAAUUUGAAAUUUUCUACAACAAUGGCCAACCCGAAUGUAAAAGUUCAAUACAAUCAGAUAUUUAUUAACAAUACAUUUGUAAACUCCAUAAGUGGAAAAACAUUUGUCACACUAAAUCCAGCCAAUAAGCUGAAAAUCGCUGAUGUUGCUGAAGGAGAUAAGGCUGAUGUUGACCUCGCUGUUAAAGCAGCAAGGACUGCAUUCCAAAUUGGAUCAAAAUGGCGCACAAUGGAUGCAUCUGCUCGAGGUCUGUUGAUGACGAAGCUAGCCGAUCUAAUAGAUGAACACAAAGUCACAUUAGCCAAUUUAGAAUCUUUGGACAAUGGAAAACCGUAUGAUGACUCUCUGUUGGACAUUAGCGCGGCUGUUGGGACAUUAAAAUAUUACGCAGGAUUUGCGGACAAAAUUCAUGGCAAAACAAUACCAGCCGACGGGCCAUACUUGUCUUUUACAAAACCACAGCCUAUCGGGGUUGUCGGCCAAAUCAUUCCUUGGAAUUAUCCUAUUUUAAUGCUCACUUGGAAAUGGGGACCGGCACUCGCUACAGGGUGUACUAUAGUACUGAAGCCAGCCGAACAGACUCCUCUUACUGCUCUAUACGUGGCUGCGCUUUCAAAAGAAGCUGGAUUUCCUGAGGGCGUCAUUAAUGUUGUACCGGGAUAUGGGCCGACUGCUGGUCAAGCUAUAGCGAGUCAUCAAGACAUCAAUAAAGUGGCAUUUACAGGAUCUACAGAAGUGGGUAAAAUUGUUAUGGAAGAAGCUGCUAAGUCAAACUUGAAACGCGUAUCCUUAGAAUUGGGCGGAAAAAGUCCUCUUUUAGUUUUUGAUGAUGUUGAUGUGGACGAAGCUGUUAGUAUUGCUCACGAUGCCUUGUUUUCCAAUAUGGGACAAAGCUGUUGUGCAGGUUCUAGAACGUUUGUGCAGGAAGGAAUCUAUGACAAAUUCGUUGAGAAGGCAGCGAAAAUGGCAUCUGAAAAAAAAGUGGGUGACCAAUUUGAUAGCAGUACACAAAUUGGACCAUUGGUGGACGAAGAACAGUUCAACAAAGUGCUAGGUAUGAUUGAGUCUGGCAAAAAAGAAGGGGCCAAAGUAGAAACAGGUGGCUCUAAAGUAGGAGAUACUGGAUAUUUUGUAUAUCCGACUGUGUUUUCUAAUGUCACUGAUGAAAUGAAAAUUGCCAGAGAAGAAAUAUUUGGACCUGUACAACAGAUUAUUAAAUUCAAAACUCUCGAUGAAGCAAUUGAGCGUGCUAACAAAACGAAUUAUGGUUUAGCUGCUGGAAUAUUGUCUAAGAAUAUAAACACUGUAUUAAAGUAUAUAGAAAGUGUAGAUGCGGGAUCUGUUUGGGUGAACUGUUAUGAUGCUGUCAAUGCUCAAACGCCCUUUGGAGGAUUUAAACAGUCAGGACACGGCAGAGAAUUGGGAGAGGAUGGCUUGAAGGAGUAUCUUGAAAUAAAAACUAUUUCAAUAAAGAAACAAUUCUAAAAUAUAAACAAAAAAAAUUUAUGUUUACCAUUAAAGAUUAUAACUAUGUCUAUAAAAUUAUUAUUUUUUAA
This is a messenger RNA of Adelges cooleyi (spruce gall adelgid), 1754 nucleotides long. RefSeq names its product retinal dehydrogenase 2. The transcript has 11 exons. Gene Ontology annotation, molecular function: aldehyde dehydrogenase (NAD+) activity. Lineage: Eukaryota; Metazoa; Arthropoda; Insecta; Hemiptera; Adelgidae. Bases 220 to 1683 code for a protein of 487 amino acids. The record is from RefSeq and is a predicted model, not a curated record.